Messenger RNA from Sinocyclocheilus anshuiensis, 4654 nucleotides. Its product is annotated as molybdenum cofactor biosynthesis protein 1-like. Gene Ontology annotation, biological process: Mo-molybdopterin cofactor biosynthetic process. Gene Ontology annotation, molecular function: metal ion binding; GTP 3',8'-cyclase activity; 4 iron, 4 sulfur cluster binding. The transcript has 11 exons. Lineage: Eukaryota; Metazoa; Chordata; Actinopteri; Cypriniformes; Cyprinidae. The record is from RefSeq and is a predicted model, not a curated record. Bases 128 to 2371 code for a protein of 747 amino acids.
UCAUUGGCUGCGCAAAAGACACCCCCUCGUAAAUGUUCCAGGCGAACUGCAUGUCAAGUUUAAGCCAGCCGCUACAUACGCAGAUAAUGUCCCCAUUUCAACACAGACUAACGUUUUUGCUUUGACGAUGAACUGCAGCACAUUUAGACGCCUUAUCUUAGGAGCACAGACCGCGGCUGAGGCCUGCACAAAGCGGGCAGUUCAACAGACAUGUGGGAGAUACAGAUUGUGUCGAUGGUAUUCUGGUGUCACUCAUGAAGAGAAAAGGCUGGAGCAGGUCGGAGAGCUUAUGGUUCCAGGUAGUCAGAGGCGAGUCCUGAAGGAUGUCCUGCCUUUCUCAGCGUUCCUUAUGGACUCCUUUGGACGCAGACAUAAUUACCUUCGCAUUUCUCUCACUGAGAAAUGUAACCUCCGCUGUCAGUACUGUAUGCCGCAGGAAGGGGUAACGCUCACCCCUCGCUCUCAGCUCCUAACAGCAGAGGAGUUGUUGAUGUUAGCCAGACUCUUUGUACGAGAGGGGGUAAACAAGAUACGACUGACUGGAGGAGAACCUCUCAUUCGCCCAGACGUUCUGCCUAUAAUAGCGGAACUGAGGAAGUUGGAGGGUCUACAGACCAUUGCAGUCACCACAAAUGGGAUGAAUUUGACCCGACUGUUGCCCAGUCUAAAGAAGGCUGGAGUGGAUCUACUCAACAUCAGUCUAGACACUCUGGUCCCUGCAAAAUUUGAGUUCAUCGCUAGACGAAAAGGGUUUCAUAAAGUGAUGGAGGGCAUUGAAAAGGCUAUUGAAAUGGGCUACAAUCCAGUCAAGGUGAACUGUGUGGUCAUGAGAGGUUUGAAUGAAGAUGAGUUGAUUGACUUUGUGUCGCUGACAGAGAGGAAACCAUUUGAUGUGAGAUUCAUAGAGUACAUGCCUUUUGAUGGUAACAGAUGGAAUUUCAAGAUGAUGGUGAGCUAUCAGGAGAUGCUGGACUUUAUAAAGCAAAAAUGGCCCAAUCUGGUUCCUGUGCCUGGAGAGGAAACGGAUACAGCCAAGGCGUUUAGAGUACCAGGAUUUCGGGGCCAGCUGGGCUUCAUUACCUCCAUGUCAGACAAUUUCUGUGGCUCCUGUAACCGCCUGCGCAUUACGGCUGAUGGCAACCUUAAGGUUUGUUUGUUUGGAAAUUCAGAGGUGUCUUUGAGGGAUUUUCUGCGCUCUGGAGCAACUGAAGAGGAACUACUGCACAUCAUAGGGGCAGCAAUCGGGAGGAAGAAGAAACAGCAUGCGGGGAUGUUCAAUAUUUCUCAGAUGAAGAACAGGCCAAUGAUCCUCAUUGGUAGAGAAUGCAACUGGCUGCUGUCGGUACCUCUGUUUAGAGGCAGUCAGAGGCAGCCUCUUCCUCUGAUCCACUGCAUGGAUUCAGCAGCCUCUGCUACAACUCACUCAUUAACAAAUUCUGUUCAACACUUUCGUGGUAAUGCCCAUCAGGACUACACAAGCACUUUUGUUAAUGAUACACUAGGUUUGACUCUUUGUAAAAAGCAUAAUCGACCAAGGUUUCGUUCUAUGAAAAGAUUGAACAAUCAAAGGCAAAGUCGUGCAGCCUCAGAGGCACUUUGCAGUGAAGUGAUGACCGGAUCUUAUCAUCACGUGAAUGCUGGUGCCUUAAAAAAACCCACAGCUUCAACUCUUCAUACGCACAUUUUGCGCUGGGGGUCUCAGCCACCACAGCUACAGUCCAAAACAUUUCCUCCCGUCAUCUUUCUGAGUGCACUACUGUCAACGUCCAAAUGUAGAGAUUCAGCUCUGCAGUUUGCACGGCACUACCGCAGCAAAACCCCUGAAUGUGGGUUUGAUUUGAAAACACCACAUACAGAUGCACAGUCCUCCGGCCUUGAUGGAACCUCUGAUCAGUUGACCCACACUGAUGCACAGGGUAAAGCCUCCAUGGUCAACGUGGGCGAUAAGGCGGUAACUUGUCGCACAGCCAUGGCUUGUGGCAAGGUCGUCCUGGGCCCAAAAGCUUUUAAUUUGGUGCGUGCCAAUCAGCUUGCCAAGGGCGAUGCACUAGUGGUAGCACAGCUAGCGGGCAUCAUGGGUGCCAAGCAGACCUCAUCUCUCAUUCCCCUCUGCCACCCGCUUCCUCUCGACCACGCCUCCGUUACCAUAGAGCUGCUGGAGGAAGAACAUGCUGUCAUCGUCAAGGCAACCUGCCAAACCAUGGGCCGCACAGGAGUGGAGAUGGAGGCCCUGACCGCCGUUGCGGUGGCUACACUAACCCUCUAUGACAUGUGCAAGUCAGUCAGCCAUGACAUUCUUAUUACUGACAUCAAGUUGCUCAGCAAGACGGGCGGACAGAGAGGUGAAUUUCAUUGGUCACCUGAUUCCUAAAGAACGCAUAAACCGCUGGCUUAAUCUCACCUGUUUGAAUGUCGCUACAGUAUUUAUCUUUUUAGAAUGACACCAGUUUUCUGUAACAAAAUGUGCCUUCGCAUGCCUCUAUAGUUAAUCUACUUAUUGUCAUUUUUACUAUUCCUUUGUCCAUUCCAAGCAUGAAAUGUAACUUACUCAAGACCUGACAUAUAAAGAAUACUUUAUUUCAGUCUAUAUUUAUUUUGAUAAUGAUAAUGCAGCUAAUGAUACUGCAUUUCGAAAGGUUGUCACAGUUUUCACCAUUUGAGCAAACUUAUAUUUGCACUGAAAAGUGUUUGCAUAAAUGAGCAAAACCAAGCAGCAAAUGUUUAUCCUGUGAGUGAACUAUCCCUUGAAACUAAAACACAACCCACCUGACAGUGUGCAGGUAUCCAAAAUGCAAUUUUAUAGAGUGCUGCAGGGUUUACACAUUUUGCAGGACAACAACCAGGAAUAAGCAUUUUAGCAUGUCUGGUUCCUUUUUUUUCUUUUUAAAUAAAGACUGAAAGUCUUGUUGGAAGCUUGUUUAUAGUCUUUGUUUAGCUUUUUACUUUUGCAGAUUGUAUUUAGGAUUUAAAAAGUUGUUAAAGUUGUGUGAGGAUUAUUGUGAUGAUGUAAGAAUCAAACUUUUGUUGUUUAUGGUUUGGCCUACAAAAAUAUGUCAUCACUGUAGCACUCUAUUCAAAAGGCUUGCAUUGACAAUUCGCUAUUGGCCUAAAUACUGUUACAGUAUUUUCUUAUAAAACAUCCACUUUCUUUUAGAUUACAUUAUUUCUGGUUUUGUGUACACUGUUUUUGUGUAGUCUUUCAUGUAACGAGCAGAACUAAUUCAUUACAGUAUUUGUGACAGUAGUUGUAUAAACUAACAUUCUGCUUGUUUCAUGAACGAGGCCCAUAUUUAAUAAAAUAAUGUUUUUUGUAUUCAUUUAAAGUUUUUCAAAAAAGUGUUUUUGAAAUGGAAUACUUUCAUGAUGUCCUGCUACAAAAAUUCACCCUGUGACUUGUCUGAACAAACAAGAAUACAGUGAAAAGAUUAAUCACCUUCAUUGUUAUUUUUCUUUUAUACAUAAAGCUGAAAUCACUAAAUCUGAACAUUUGUCAGAAUGCUGUUCAUCAUAAUUUUCUAAUAUAAUUGAUGUUGACAAUGUGUAAUAUGUUCCAUGUCUAAACUGCAAUAGUUGGUUUGGCUAAAAUGUUUGAAUGAUGGAUGUGUUUGGUAGCCAGAGACUUAAUUUUUAUUUAUUUCUUUUUUGGUCUUGGUCAAUUGUAACGGACAUCGAUUAAACUAAUUUAAAUAAUGGCCAUGUUUAAAACUGUGAUGUGCUAGAGACUUCUGUAUGUUGGACCAGAAGUUGCUGUUUGAUUGGUCAGAUUUAUAACUGGUUCUUUCUGUGAUCAGAAGAGAACAGUGUUGCACCAUGAGAAACAUCUAAUGCAACCAUGAGAACUGCCAUUACUAAAUGGAUGACUGUCUGCCUAGUAUAUUCAUAGUACAAAGACAUAUAUGGGAUUUAAGAGCCAGCUGUACAGAAGUGUAACCCAAAGUAAAGAAUUUACCCAGAUGUCAUUGAAACAAGUUUAUUUUUACCCUACAAAAUGUCACAUGGAAAGGGGGUCAGGUGGAGGGGUUGAGGGUCGGACCAUAAACAAACAUAUAUAUAAAUGAAAGGCUUGUCAUUCUCAUACAAACUAUCUAACAAAUAUUAAAUCACAAUAUAGUUAUAUCAUUUCUUUCAUAGUGCUGUGUAUACAUACAAAAUAUAGCAAAAUAACUAAGCCAAAUAAAUAGAGCUUCAAUUUACAGGGGGAAAGAAAAAUCCUCAUUCCACAUUCCUCAAACUUCAGUUUCACCUUUUUUUUAAUUCUUUUUUUUCACAUGACCAUGAUGGUGUACAAAAUAUGUUGAGAACUAUACAUCUAUUAUGUGAGGCCCUUGUCAAAUCAACCUUUAAAAUGGUGCACUUGGCACAAAUACAACCUGUCUAAAUCAUAGGUGGAGCAUUCCAUGAACACAUUCAAAGUGUGAUGCGUUUCUUGUCACAGAUAAUAAUACACCAAUAUAUGAUCAGAGAACCACUCCUAUGCCCCACUCGAGCCAAUAGGGAAAACAUCAAGUGCCAAACAGAAGUGGGAGGCAAAACAUAUUUCAAAAAUAUCUAAAAUAUAAAAGUGAGUUUAGGCAGUUGGCAUGGUGCUUUCAGAUGCAGUCUUAUAUAUUUAUCUUGUUGUAAUGUACCAAAGAUAAUCAGUUUUCUUUACCAU